This is a messenger RNA of Didymodactylos carnosus, 1233 nucleotides long. The record is from the annotation of a GenBank genome assembly. NCBI's taxonomy places the organism in Eukaryota, Metazoa, Rotifera, Eurotatoria, Philodinida, Philodinidae.
AUGACACCUCAAUCACCGACUAAAAGAAGUAAAAGACGUAAUACCAUUUCAGUUGGUGAAUUCGAUUCAAAAGCCCAAGUAUUGAUAGCCGAAUGGGAACAGGUAGCAAAAGAACUUGAAUUAUUUGAAUCCAAGCAUAAAAAAUAUUUGGAAAAAUUAGAAAAUGUGGAAAAUUUGAAAAUUACUCAUUGCCAAGAAUUUAAAAAAAUUCAGACGAAAAUAAAUAAUCUAAAGAAAUCGAUUGAUAAAAAUAAAUCAUUAAUAAUUAUUCCCGAUUCAUCAUCAUCUCCACGAACAGCAGCCGAAAAAACUGAUCUAUUACGAAUUAGACGUGAAACAGAAGUCAAUCGUGAAACACCUGAACAACGUCAAGAAAGAAUACAUAUUAUAAGAGAACAUUUAAUCAAAGAACAAAGUUCAUAUUUGAAACGCAUUGAAUACACGCUACCUCAAGCACCGGAACGUUAUUUAAGAAUUAUAUUGGGAAGUGAACUACCCGUAUCUAUUUUAAAUAAGGCUGAUCAAUAUAAAUACAAAGAGUCAUAUGAAACAUUUAAAUUUCGUGUUACGCUUAUAUUGAUGAUCAUUUCAUUUCUUAUGUGUUUGAUAAUACCAGCGAAUCGUGCAUUAGAUGCGAUAUUUCAUUUUCUUUUGGUUUGGUAUUAUUGUACGUUGACUAUUCGAGAAUCAAUUUUAGUGGUGAAUGGUUCGAAUAUCAAUGCAUGGUGGAGAAUACAUCAUUUUAUUAGUACCAUUUGUACGUGUAUUAUUCUUAUCUGGCCAUCAACAGCGAGUUACAAAAUAUUUCGACAACAACAUUAUAUAUUUAGUCUUUAUAUUAGUUUUGUUCAAGUUCUUCAAUAUUACUAUCAAAAAGGUUUACUUUAUCGUUUAAGAGCUCUAGGAUACAGUGAUGCGAUGGCUGUAACAAUGGAAGGUUUCCAUUCAUGGAUGUUACGAGGCCUCUCAUUUCUUGUACCAUUUUUAUUUGUUGGCUACUUGUUUCAAUUGUACAAUGCCUAUGUACUUUAUCAGUUGUCAUUCACAGAACCGAAUAAAGAUUGGCAAGUCAUGUUGAAAGUUUUAGCACUGAUAUUUCUUGUGUUAUUUCUUGGAAAUUUCAUAACAAUGUGGAUGGUAAUUCGAAGAAAAAUACGGGAAAAAGUAAGAGAUAUUCAAUGGGUGAAACAUAGAUACGAAACAUUAAGGAGCCUUUUAACUAGUGUUUUAUAA